AGGUAUAAGAGUGCUUGUUGAUGCACGAGAAAAGCUUCACAUCCCUUGGGGUGACCCAUCCAAUCAGAAGCAUGGUGAGGUAAUGAUGGCGUUUGAUACAAGGUCGGCAAUGGUAGCCCAUGGAAUGGUGGAGACUCAUGUAUUUCUUAUGCAUAUUGCAUCAAUAAAGGCAUUGUGGGCGGACAGUGGAAUUCAGAAUGCCUAUGACCGGCGCAGGGAAUUUCAGUUGGUGAGUCUGAUGUUACAUAUGACCAGUUACUUGAAAAAUAAAUUUUGCUCCUUGUCCUAUGUGAUCUGUUUGUUUCUGCUAAGUGUUUGCUGACUGCUUUCACACCUUGCUUGAUUUUUAUAUUGAUGGACCAGAACUUAAUGACCUUGCUGUGUGCAUAAUGCUGGACAAAAGCCAAAGCCCUUUCCGUCUCCUUUCUGUAAAUGGAUUUUCCUGAAUUGUAUUACUUUUGCUGGUGGGGGGCCUGGAGGACACACUGAUGAUUAUCUCGAUGAAUUCCGAGCCCUUUCUGUUUAGAUUGUAUUUGGUUCCACCAGCUGAUACUGUUGUGUCUUUUGUAGGAGUGGGUUGAGUGUAUUGUUUGAGUGUUUUCUUUCAUUGAAUUGCCUGUUGAUCUGUCCUUGCAUAAUGCACACAAAGCUCUGGUACAAGGUAUUGGGUAAGGCAAGGAAUCCUGCAGGGGUUUAAAAAUAGCAUGGUAUCUAGAACCCAUGUAUAUUGUAUGCUAUUCAAUAAGGAACCUUUUUUAUUUUCAGCUCCAUGUUCUUUGUAUGUGUAGUAUGGCUUGGUUAGGUCCUAUAUGUUCAUCACACUGCCAUAUUUCUUUUCGGUUUUCUAUUGAUAUUACUGUCUCUCAUCCCAGUUAUUCAAACCACUGCUUCUCUCCCCAUUUGGACUGGCAUAUUGUGGUGGGGGGAGACCUUGAGGUCCACCAUGAGGGGAAAACCCAGCUUUAGUGUUUGUGGGAAUGUAGAAUGUAGUUUUUCUUUCAUGUAUUUUGUGCGCAUCCUAGUUCUGAUCACAGGAUGUGACCUCAUGGUGGUUCCCAGUACUGUGAGCUUUAAAGUUAUAGAUCUUCUGCUCCGAGCAAAUGUUAGAGCCAAUGCUCUUUUAUUGAGACAGUGCUGGAGAUACCUUUUGUUAUCCCCAGCCAUCCCAUAGCUAAGAUGGGAUUGUUGAACUUAUUGGCGAUAGGGACAGGAGUGUUGAGUGUUUUAUAAUUAGCAGAAAUUGUCUAUGGGGCGCGCUAUAAAUUACAGGGGUAUAUGGUCGGUAGUGCUGGUGGCAGGUGCUAUGAUUAAAGGACCACUAUAGUGCCAGGAAAACAUACUCGUUUUCCUGGCACUAUAGUGCCCUGAGGGUGCCCCCACCCUCAGGGACCCCCUCCCGACCGGCUCGGGAAAGGGGUUAAAACUUACCUUUUUCCAGCGCUGGGCGGGGAGCUCUCUGCCUCCUCUCCUCCUCCGUUCCUCCUCCUGGGCUGAAUGCGCACGCGCGGCAAGAGCUGCGCGCGCAUUCAGCCUGUCGCAUAGGAAAGCAUUUACAAUGCUUUCCUAUGGACGCUUGCGUGCUCUCACUGUGAAAAUCACAGUGAGAAGCACGCAAGCGCCUCUAGUGGCUGUCAAUGAGACAGCCACUAGAGGCUUUGGGGGAAGGCUUAACCCAUUGAUAAACAUGUAUGUUUAUAAAAAAAAUGGGUUAACCCUAGAAGGACCUGGCACCCAGACCACUUCAUUAAGCUGAAGUGGUCUGGGUGCCUAGAGUGGUCCUUUAAGAGUAGGAAACUGAUGUGAGUGCAUGAAUUCCAUUAUCCGAUGGCCUUUUUGCAUGGUGAUAGACAGGUGGGCUUAUGUGUGAGAUGGUAACGUGUUGCUUUCUGGAAAACAUGUUUUCUCUCACACAGGAUGUGUAUGUACACAUCCUGAUCUCUGCUGUAUUCUGACCUUAUAUGAGCCAAACACAGCUGAGUCCAAUCAGCACUCCUUAUCUUUGCAAUGUCUGGUUUUGUUUAACCCUUUUACAUAUAAAUUGAUUUCCGCUUACCAUAGAGUAGGUCUCGGUAACUGUUUUAAUUACGUUAAAUGUGAUUUUGUCUUACCAAUCUACAGUUCAAGGAUUUAAAGAGGAUCAGCUGUGUUUUAGAAAAGGGUUUCAUUGAACAGCUUUGACUUGUUACUACUAUAUCCUUAAAAAAAAAAAAGCCCCCUUUAGUCCAUAUAUAUUUCAUAAAACUAAACUUGCAUAACUGCAUAAGCAGAGCGUUUGGUCUAAAUAAAAAAUCCCCAUUUUCUUGCCCAGUACAUCUUUCUGCUGGGAUCUGUUCUGUUUAAAACACCCCUGUAAACACGAUUCAUGUUUAGAGCAAUGAGGAGUCCACCCUCGCUGCGGUUACAGAUGGAUGAAGCUACCAUCCUCCUAUGAUGGCCUCGUUCUUUCACCACAUUUUUUAACUGGAUGCCAGGCUGGGCCUGUCCAGUCUUGUCUUUCAUGUAAUCAAUGUUUUUUUUAAAAGAAAAAGAAAACACUUUUUUUUCACACAAAACAUUACAACUAAAAGUGUUUAUUUAGCUGUUAACUUGUGCAAUUAUGGAAGUGACAGUUCCUCUUUCAAUGGGCGCUCAUCUUGUGAUCCCAACUUGCAUAGAUUUGGGGAAAUAGAGGACGCAAUCCCAUUAAAGUAGCAGAAACUCACAAAAAAAAACCACCCAAAUUGGAUUACACGCCUUCUUUUUGAUCAGCAGCAGCAACAGACUUUUAAAAGGUUGGACUCUUGAAAAUGAUAUGUUUUUAAACAGUUAUCUAUCCAGGCCUUAAGAUACCCUCCACUGCUAGCUGGGAGGGUAAAUUUCUACUAACCCCUGCUAGCUGGGAGGGUGAGUUUCUACUAGCCACUGCCAACUGGGAGGGUGAGUUUCUACUAGCCACUGCCAACUGGGAGGGUGAGUUUCUACUAGCCACUGCCAACUGGGAGGGCGAGUUUCUACUAGCCACUGCCAACUGGGAGGGUGAGUUUCUACUAGCCACUGCCAGCUGGGAAGGGGGAUUUCUACUAGCCAUUGCCAGCUGGGAGGGGGAAUUUCUACUAGCCACUGCCAGCUGGGAGGGGGAAUUUCUACUAGCCACUGCCAGCUGGGAGGGGGAAUUUCUACUAGCCACUGCCAACUGGGAGGGGGAAUUUCUACUAGCCACUGCCAACUGGGAGAGGGAAUUUCUACUAGCCACUGCUAACUGGAAGGGUGAAUUUCUAUUUGCAAGGCAGGGAUCAGGAGUUGGAGUCUGAGCAGUUUUAAAUUAAGUUAUUUUUUUUCUUCAUUUAGAAUCACACAUGCUGGCAUGUAUGAUAAAUUAAAGCCCAUAUAUGUAUCCUUAAAGAACGGUUACAUUUUAAGCCCUGUUUUUCAAGCAUGCUGACAAAAUGUAAUUGUACUAGUGGAUCAGGGGAAAAACAAAUUUUUUUUAAAUUAUUUUUUGGGGGGCAAGUUUAAACAGAGCCAUUUGUUAACUGUUGUAAUUGUAGCUGUUGUGUGCUGGACUUAGUAUAGCCCACCCCCUUGAUGACAGUAUUGAUGGAUUCCCUGAUAAGCAAUAACUAACCUUACUUAUCAGUUGCCGUAAUAUUUUGCUUCUUUGCCACACCAAUACGUUCUGCCAUUUUUCACAAGCCUUGCACGUGGUUGUCUGGCCAGCCUAUAAAUAGCAAUUAUGCUUUGAAAGGCUCCCAGAACCAGCUUUUUCCAGUGUGAUUUUCAGUCUCCUGCAUUUCCAUAUCACAGAUUUGAUCUACAAAUAACGAUACAUUCUUUGUUUUUUGUGUGUAUUCAGUUUUUUAUUGGAUAAGGAAGAUGUUUGCAUGGUUCUGUAGUGUAAAAUUGGCUGCCUGUGCUAUGACUCUGGCCUCACAUUUAUAAAGAUGAUUUAUUACUUUCCCCAGUCAGCUGUAAUCUGAGAGAUAGUGUAACUAGUGCUCAUUGCUGGCCUAGUGGCAGUCUGUUUGGAUGUAACACAGCGACAGGGAUUUCUGAUAGAAACUCUUGUUAUUAAAUAGGGUUCACGUUAGUCGGUGUCCUUUAUCUUGACUGGCCCUGCUUUCACUGUAUAAUAAGAGGCUGUUAGUGUCACUGUGUAAUGGGGGGCUGUUGGUGUGUGCAGUGCGCUGUCAUUGUGUAAUGGGGCGCUGUUGGUGGGUGCAGUGCGCUCUCACUGUAAUGGGGCGCUGUUGGUGGGUGCAGUGCGCUCUCACUGUAAUGGGGCGCUGUUGGUGGGUGCAGUGCGCUCUCACUGUGUAAUGGGCGCUGUUGGUGUGUGCAGUGCGCUCUCACUGUGUAAUGGGCGCUGUUGGUGUGUGCAGUGCGCUCUCACUGUGUAAUGGGCGCUGUUGGUGUGUGCAGUGCGCUCUCACUGUGUAAUGGGCGCUGUUGGUGUGUGCAGUGCGCCUCACUGUGUAAAUGGGCUGUUGGUGUGCAGUGCGCCUCACUGUGUGGGCCACGCUUGUUGGUGUGUGCAGCGCGCCUCACUGUAAUGGGGCUUGUUGGUGUGUGCAGUGCGCCUCACUGUGUAAUGCUGUUGGUGUGUGCGGCGCUCUCACUGUGUAUGGGCGCGCAGUCUCACUGUGUAAUGGGGCGCUGUUGGUGCGUGCAGUGCGCUCUCACUGUGUAAUGGGGCGCUGUUAGUGCCUGUAGUGCGCCUAUUGUGUAAUGGGGCGCUUGUUAGUGCCUGCAGUGCUUCACUGUGUAAUGGGAUGUUGGUGUGCAGUGCGCCGUGUAGCGCUGGUGUGUGCAGUGCACUGUCACUGUGUAAUGGGCGCUGGUGUGUGGGCGCUGUUUGGUGUGUGCAGUGCGCCUCACUGUAAUGGGGCGCUUUUGGUGUGUGCAGUGCGCUCACUGUAAUGGGGCGCUGUUGGUGUGUGCAGUGCGCUCUCACUGUAAUGGGGCGCUGUUGGUGUGUGCAUUUCGCUCUCACUGUAAUGGGGCGCUGUUGGUGUGUGCAUUUCGCUCUCACUGUAAUGGGGCGCUGUUGGUGUGUGCAGUGCGCUCUCACUGUAAUGGGGCGCUGUUGGUGUGUGCAGUGCGCUCUCACUGUAAUGGGGCGCUGUUGGUGUGUGCAGUGUGCUCACUGUGUAAUGGGACGCUGUUGGUGUGUGCAGUGCACUCUUACUGUAAUACGAGGCUGCUGGUGUGUGCAGUGCGCUCUCACUGUGUAAUGGGGCGUUGGUAGUGCGUGCAGUGCGCUCUCACUGUGUAAUGGGGGUGCUGUUAGUGCGUGCAGUGUGCUCACUGUGUAAUGGGACGCUGUUGGUAUGUGCAGUGCACUCUUACUGUAAUACGAGGCUGCUGGUGUGUGCAGUGCGCUCUCACUGUGUAAUGGGGCGUUGGUAGUGCAUGCAGUGCGCUCACUGUGUAAUGGGGCGUUGGUAGUGCAUGCAGUGCGCUCUCACUGUGUAAUGGGGCAUUGGUAGUGCGUGCAGUGCGCUCUCACUGUGUAAUGGGGGUGCUGUUAGUGCGUGCAGUGUGCUCACUGUGUAAUGGGGCACUGUUAGUGUGUGCAGUGCGCUUUCACUGUGUAAUACGAGGCUGCCGGUGUGUGCAGUGCGCUCUCACUGUGUAAUGGGGUGCUGUUAGUGCGUGCAGUGCGCUCUCACUGUAAUAAGGGGCUUAGUGCAUGCAGUGUGCUCUCACUGUAAUGGGGCGCUGUUAGUGUGUGCAGUGCGCUCACUUUGUAAUACGAGGCUGCUGGUGUGUGCAGUGUGCUCUCACUGUGUAAUGGGGCGUUGGUAGUGCGUGCAGUGUGCUCUCACUGUGUAAUGGGGCAUUGGUAGUGCGUGCAGUGCGCUCACUGUGUAAUGGGGCAUUGGUAGUGCGUGCAAUGUGCUCUCACUGUGUAAUGGGGUGCUGUUAGUGUGUGCAGUGCGCUCUCACUGUAAUACAAGGCUGCUGGUGUGUGCAGUGCGCUCUCUGUGUAAUGGGGCGCUGUUAGGGUUUGCAGUGCGCUCUGUGUAAUGGGGCGCUGUUAGGGUUUGCAGUGCGCUCUCACAAUGGUGCACUCUAAUUGUGUAUAGACCGCGUUCUACUUAAAUUUGGUGUAUGCAGCUCUUAUGUUUGUUUAAGGGGACACUAAUUCUCAACUAAGGUCUUUGACUACACAAUGCUGUGGGACCCUCCUAAUAUGAUCAGUCUGUGGGCUGCAGGUUUGUUUAUGUAUCUGAAGAAAACUUGUAAUAUUUAUUCAGUGACUUACUGGGAACUGAAUCCGUUUCGGCGCAUAACUUCUAGUGUACAACUCAUCAGAUCCAGGCAGCACCUGCAGGGUAUACGGUCUGGUUAAGCACAUUACAGGAAGCAGGUAACAUACCGUAAAGGAUAUUACCCAGUGUUUCUACCAGCUGGUAAUACUUCUCUCCUAUGGAUAUGUUUCCACGUGCUGAAAUGACCGCAUUACGUAUUCAUUCAAACACGGUUAGUAGGGAACACUGAAUAUCGGUGGCUGCAAUUUAUUGUUAUUGGGUAAUAAAGUUAUAGCACAUUUGAUGGCUGUGUAUAGGGAAUCCUUUUCAUAUAUAAAUCUGUUGCCUCAUGUUUCCGUUAUAGAAGCUUUGCCGGUUUAUAGAGCUCAUGAAGGGGUUAAUGUUUAACUGCACUUACUAUGCUGGUACUGCAUACUUCCACUCUGGGUAUACUGGAGACAGUGUGAUCUGGAAAGUAAAUCUACCUAAAGCAUCAAUCUAUGGACAGGGCAGUAAAAUGGGUGUAUGUAUGGAGGAGUGAAUAAGAUCCUUUUGUAUGUAGGGGUUGUCCAGUUGUGUGUGUUUUAUAUAAGUUAGUGCAGCCAUAAUGUUUGUGAAUGUGGAUAAUUGGGUAUGUGUGAGACAGAAUGACUUAGACUUAAAAAUUACUGUUUUAGAAGAUAUGCGGUAAAGGUGAGUUAAGUUACCUGAACCAGUCCCUUGCGGGGCAUAGCCAUCUUGAUCCGCUGGUCCUAUUCAUUGCCAACGUUCCUGCUGUACACUCGUGCAUGCGCGUGAGUACAGCAUUAAUGUCUAUGGAGGAUCCCGUGAGACUACAGGAUUCUCCACACACAGUCAAUUCCAUGCAGCCAUCACUGGUGACGGCUUCUAGACCCUACCUUGAGUCCAAGAAAGAGGAGAAAUACAGAGUAGUGUUUGCUUUGAUUCUGUAUAUCUCUUGACUCGGUUGGAACUUCAGUGAAAUAAUAAGUCUAUCCUUAUGAAAUACUCCUUUUUUAGGGGAGAUGACGGUGUCUCUUUAAAGGCCUUGUCGUGGCCCUAGGGUCGGUUUAGUAAUUUUAUAUAUUCUAGGAAUCCGGAAAGCUAUUUAGUUCCUGUGUAUAUCUCUUGUCCUAUCUAAAUAUAGAGAACACUAUUUCUUAUUGUCGUAGUAUUCUUAUUUCAUAAUCUAUGUAGGCUUAGAUCUCUGUUGUAUUCUUGCCAUCAUUUACUCUUUGUAUUUUAUUUUAUUUUUUGUAUAGAUCUGCAUAUUUUAGUAUGUUUGGAGAAUUAAACACUUAAUAGCUUAAUCACUAUUUCUACCCUCUUAAUUUAUGAUAUCACGAAUCCAAUUGUUGACAAGCUAUCUCAUUGAUAAAAUGUAGGUUUACUUUGUACCUUAAAGGAUCACUAUAGGGUCAGGAACACAAACAUGUAUUCCUGACCCUAUAGUGUUACCACCAUCUAGCCCCCCUGGGCCCCUCAUGCCUCCAUAAAUAUAGCAAAAUCUUACAGUAUUGAAGCCUGAAGCUGUAGCUCAGCAUGCUGUUUGCCUAAAAAAAAAACAAGCAGUCUGCUGACAUCAGAAGUGGUGGCCUUAUCCAAUCACAAAUCUGACUGGCAUGUAUAUUUUGUGGAUUUACCACUUAAUAAAAAUAAGAUUUGCAAAAGACAAAUGGUUUUAAAUUAUAAUAUAUUUUGCGGAGCCUUACAUCCAUUGAGGGGAUUGUUAAGGAUCUGCUUAGUUUCAUCCUGUCUUAUCUAGCGGACGCUCAUACUAUGCAGGUUCCCGUUUCAGGUUGUCUGAUAGACGAGUUUUGGCAUGCUCUGGGCGUUUAGGUGAUAGAGGCCCUCAAUGGUGAGAGGUAUUUCUCUGAAUAUGCAAAGUGGGAGUGAAUGUGGAAGAAGGAACAAAUGGAUGGAGUUCAGUAAAAUGUAUUACUAAUUUGUAAGUAACUAAUUAGACUUAAAGGAACACUGUAGGGUCAGCAACACAAACAUGUAUUCUUGACUCUAUAUUAAAAAAAACAACCUGUUAGUCCUCCGGCCAAUCAUGGAGACGUUGAACAGCAGUGCUGUACGAUGUGCAUCAUUGACCCAGGAAGCACCUCUAAUGGAUAUCUGAGUGAUUACCACUAGAGGUUUCCCUAGGCUCUCAUGUAAACACUGCUUUUCCGCCAAAAAGACAGUGUGUACAUGAAAAUGCUGCAGGAACAGGCUUUACUCACCAGAACUGUUACAUUAAGCUUUAGUUGUUAAGGUGACUAGUGUCCUUUUAAAGGAGCAUUCAAUUACAUUUCUAAUGACGCAUUCUUGCUUUAUUCUACAUAAAUUUUUCCAAACUUUAUUAGUACUGUAACGGGAUGUGAUGUGUGCAAUGGGACAUUUAUAAACAUUUUAUUUUUGAUUUUACACCUUUUACAUAAAAGGUGCCUUAAAGAAACACUAGCAUUAGGGAUCCAAACAAAAGAUAACAUUACUUGGCUUGCAGCCCUUGCUACGCUGCUUUUAUUGAUAUCGGUCCUGAGGUCAUGACUGUUGAUGGUCUCCGCUAAACUAUUGCUUCCUAUUGGGGAAACAUUGAAAAGCUAGUGCGCAUGGUCAGAAAAAUGUAAUGAACCAAUCAAAUGGUGCUCUAUAAAACCGUUUUACUUUGUUAAGGAAAAGAAGUUCCACUAAAGGCAUGUUAAUCUUGCAGUGUAAACCUUGCUGUUCCUUCUGAACACUACACCCAGACCACCCAUUGAGAUGAAGUGGUCUGGAUUCCUUUAGUGUCCCUUUAUAUCAGGUUAAUCUAUUUGUCAGUAUUAUUUUGCAUAUAACGGUCUAUAUGCAUGCAGUGUCAUUUUGCCCUAUAUCACGUGUAGCGUUUAGUAUAAAGUUUAACCCCUUACGGACAGAGGCAAUUGUCCAUGUUCUGAACUGAAACAAAACCUAGUUUGACCUUUAUUUCUGUUCAACUAUAAUUCACCGCUUUCAUAUUUAGUGCACCCACACUCAUUAUAUACCACUUUGUUCACAUCAAAUAUUUAUAUAUGAAACAAUUGUAACUGUGAGUGUCAUCAUACUGUUGACAUUUACGGCAAUAAAACACACGUUCGUAUGCUGUGAUGUUACACCCCCCCAUGUACAGACUUCAUAAUGUUUGGAAAGAUACAGGGUGAAAUAUAGAGCUUGCCCAUUUCAGUUUCUACACCUUGAAAUUGCCAGAUUGGUUUGUUGGGCCUAUGCUGCCUUUGAGAGGCAGUGCAGAAAUGAAAAUCCCCACUCUCAUGGCAUGCGAAACGUAGACAACCCCCAGGGUUUUUAAAACAGGGGGAAGAUUUCAGUCUUUCGGUCUUUUUUUAGUAGCCACUUGGCCACAAACCCUGGGCAAAGUUAGCGUUCAUUUGUUUUUUGCAUUUUUCUCUCAAAAUGUGUACUUUCCUCACAAAAUGUGUACUUUCCUCGUCGUUCUUGGUUUUACUGCUCUAAAACACUGGUAUUUGUGUUCAUUGAUGUCUAAGGAGUACUACAGGAUCUCCUAUGUACAGGUUUUAUGGAGUCUCAGAUAGGGCUUGCAAAUGAAAUUCUCUUCUGCCUGGGUUCUCGGCAGGUUCCUCAAUAUAUACUUAAUUGUCAUUGCUUGGAGCUCAGGCGAGUGUUUGCUCCAGCAGUAUAGCCAAUAGGUUCUUUUAAAUUUAAAGUAUAAUAGGCUGCUACAAUAAAUCAAAUAACUAUUACUAGGGGUGUCACUCAAAAGGAGGCAUACAAGAAUAGCAAACUGAGGUAAAUCUUGCCGAUAUAUGUCCAUCCACAGAUGGAAAUAUGGGAUGCACUCAAACAUCAGUAAGGGUGCAUAUCCCAAUAUGGUGCCUGAAAGUCAGGGAAAGGUCACCCAGGGCUCAUCCAGACACCAAUAAACAGAAUCACUGCUUCAUUUUUACUGGAGUGGGUAACUCCUUUUAAUAUACCUCCCCUGUUGUAGAGGACAUCCAUCUCCUGAUGUAGGGGCUCCAAGUCCAGAGUAUAUAGUAGUGUCCUAUAGCAGAGGACCGAAGGGGGCAACAUGAGAAACCAAAAGAGGAUGGCUGCUGAAGCUCACGAGUGAUUUUCAAAAUGGCCACCAGAGAUCGCUAGCAAUGACAUUACUAUGACAAGAUGGUGGCUAAAUCACGCAAGAUACACGGCAAGGGCCAGCUGUGUGAUGUGGCCUGGGCCUCUUGAAGGCGAAUUGAGAUACCAGCCAAACCAAGAGCCUAAAGCAUGUUAGAACGCCCAGCAGAACAGUUACGAAUUGCAGGGAAUAUAUACUACAAAUUCCAAUAUGGAUAGAAUAGUGAGGUAAGGAUCAAACUGGCAGAAAAGCUAAAAGAGAGGCAGCAACAAUACUGGCAGAUCAAACUGCUAUUUAAUAAACAAUGAUGCUGGGAGCAAAGACAGUGGAGGUGCUUCCUGUUGGGAGGCUUUCAAUCCAGUAGCUCUCCUUUUCCCCAGUCUGCUCACACAGGCUAGCUAGUACUGACUGAAGUAGCAUUUUACUCCUCAAAGAAAGUUUGUUAAAUGGUUGUGUGUUUUACCACCCAAUUGGCUGCCUGUUUUUGUUCUGAAGGCAUUGUUCACUCCUUAGCCUUGCAAGCAAACCUUGUACAUUGUAUAAUACAGUGAUAACACAUGCUUUGAGUAUUGAUAAUAGCCUAGGUGUGUUAUAUGGUUACCUGGACACGCAAUGUUGGUAUUUUCCUGUAAGCUGCGUGUUUGUCACCAUCUUCGUCUGGUUCUUUUAGUUUCGGGACUUAAACCUGCAGGCCCAAUGUUUCUUACACUUUUUACUAGGGCUCCAGGUAACAUUAGCUUCGUGACCCUUCUUCAAUGUAAAAUUAGCUCUCUGGACUGGAAGUUCAAUUUCUGAUUUUUUUUUUUCUUCAUAUUUGUAAAACAAUUUGGGAUAUAUGCUUUAAAAUACAAAGAACUGUACUUAAAGCAGUUACGUCACUUUUCAGUAACUUUUUAAAAAUAAUUUCUUUAUGAAAUACUGGUCGGUCUAAAGCUACUAUGAGACCAAGCAGGGGCCACUUUUAUCUUCUAAUUAAUCUGAGGUUGACAAAAGGCAGAGCUCUGCCGCCAUCUCUGGUCCAAUCCCAGCAGCAGUCACAUGUGACCGUUGUCAUUCAGACAUCGAUCUAGGGAGGGUCUUCCAUAGACCUCCGCGCUGUACUCUUGCGCAUGCUGAAGAGUAUAGCACUGUUGCUGCUCUUUUGAGAGAUCUUUGUGAAAUACAUUAAGUGACAGAUCUACUUCAAUAAAAGUUCCACAGUAUAGAGAGAGAGCAGCUCAUUGGACCAGUUCUUUGCUUGUGAUAUAUAUUAAAAUUGUACAGACACCUUUAUCAGACUCCGCCUUGCACUGGGCACGGCAGUGCUGCUACUAGACGUGGAUUGUUAUCUGUGGUCUGACCACUGAUGGCACAGUUCCAAGUCCAACCAAUAGGAACCCACUACCACUGUCAUGGUGUCCAGACUCCCUAUACUGCAGCUUUUUAAAACCUAAAGGACCACUAUAGGCACCCAGACCACUUCAGCUCAAUGAAGUGGUCUGGGUGCCAGGUCCCCUUCUAGUUUUAACCCUGCAGCUGAAAACAUAGCAGUUUCAGAGAAACUGUUUCACUGAGGGUUAAUCCAGCCUCUAGUGGCUCUCACUGACGGCUGCUAGAGGCACUUCUGCGAUUCUCAUUGUGAAGAUGCUGUACGUCCCUAGGAAAGCAUUGAGUAAUGCUUUCAUAUGGGCUGUUUGAAUGUGUGCGCAGCUCUUGCCGCGCAUGCGCAUUCGGAUCUUACGUCGGCAGGGGGUGGAGAGUUCCCCAGCACAGAGGGAGCCUGGCGCUGGAGAAAGGUAAGUGGCUGAAGGGGUUUUAACGUAAUGACCCUAUAGUGGCAGGAAAACGAGUUUAGUUUCCUGGCACUAUAGUGCUCCUUUAAUUACUCAGCAUUUCAGGGUUUUUUCUCAUUAAUACAAAUAUAUUAUGGUUCUCCAGAAAUGUGCAUUACUAGUUAAACAAUCUCCUCCCAUAAAUAUACGCUGGGUAAAAAUAUGCAGGCCAGAUUAUCCGUCAAGCUCAAGAUGUUGUGCCAUCACUUGAGGGCGCUGUGCUGAAUUGACACCAUGAUUCUGACUGCACAUCCUUAAUUGUUCCCUCCAACAAACCUGCCACUCUAUAUAGUUAUACUAUUUAUUAGGGGGUUCAUAGUAUAUUUGUCUUUCUUUGUAAUUUGUGCAAUCUUCCACAGAGAAUAAACCUUAUUUACUUUUAGAAGAACUUGGCUGGAAGAUGGGGGAGUUUUUGGUUCUCAAAGAGAAAUUAAAUCAUGGCACGCAAAGCAAUGUUCCCUGUGAUGGGGUGUUCCCAGACUCCCAUUAUUGUCUACCGUUCGACUGGGCAAGCAGCUCACAGCCCUUGGUUUCGUGGGACCUUUCGUGGCUAACACCAAAUAGACUGAGAACAUCAUUAAGUUACAUGUGUUUAGCUGUAGCUCUCCGAUAUCAAAGCAGAGAGAUGGUGUAGUUUGCCUAUUUAGCUGUUUGUCAGACCUUGAGCUCCGAUAUCUGUCCCAUGGCUAGGUCUGUGGCUGAAAAUCUUUCACAGCGUAAGCAAUAUUUUCUAUAUUCAAGAUUCAGUGCAAUAAAGUUAACCUGUUAGGUUGUAGGUGCAAUCUGACUGUGACUGAUUAAAUUAUUGGACUCCAGGAGCCUUAUUCUUAAUGCAGAACGGUCAUUGAGGCUUUCUUUUCUUUUUUUUUUUUUUGUACACCCAAUUAUUUACGAAAAGCAUACAAUGGGUUGCACUUUAUUUUACGGUGUAUUGGGCAUGACAUGUAAUUAUAUUAACUCUCCCCUAGUCUGUACCUGCGAGGACAUAAUGUAGGUAUUAAAGAAUUCACGAUGGAAGACAUGUCACCCUGAACUCACAGAAAGGGUGUGGGAAAAGGGUCUGUCACUUGCACUAAUUCCACCUUUAAUAUACCGGACCAUAGUGUUGUCCCUUCAGUGUCUACACCAUGAUUUAAUCUUCUUUAUGUUAAGUUUCAGGAGAGCCAGUUUAAGGCAUGUCCUUGCCAGUGGUCUAUCCGUAUCUAGGGCCUGAGAGUAUAGCACAUCUGCCAUGAAGCUUUGUCUCCAUUUCUAAGAGCAAACAUGUGCUCCCUGUCUCUCACGCAGUUUCAAUCAGCACCUCACAAACCACUGGACACAGCUUUGUCACACACUUGUGGAGGUAAAAGGGGCUUUUAAAAUGUAUUUUUUUUGCACUCUCUCUAAUAGCCCACCCACACCACCCCUUAGAGUGCCAGCCAUGUAAGUUACCUGAUUAGCCUGUUGGGUUUAAAAGGUCACAUAACUCUGAAGUGUUGGUCAUUGCACUGCUCCCCCUGGCACAUACUAACCAGUCAUCAUGAAAGGACAGUGUUUUAUUCUGUAUUUUAAUAUUCGAUUUAAAGUUAUGUACUUGCCAAAACAUUCCUUGCCACCGCCAAAUUGAAGAGUCAGUGGCACGGUAACUGGAGGUGAAUUUUUGCUUGCAAUGGCUGAAGUUUGUGAGAAAUAUAUAAUUUGUUAUUAAACAUGUUGCUCAUAAGCAGGAGGAUCAACAUGACUCUCUGUCACCACAAAUCAGUGUGGUAAUAGGAUGCCCGUAUUUGCUUUCUGGAAAUCUGAUGUAUGUUAGCGAGCUCGGAUAGAGCUGUAAUCCCAGUCACACUCUGGGAACCAACAGAACAAGUGCUUUUGUAAGAUUUUGGCCUUGUACUCAUGCGGUCUCUUUGCUGUGUGCUAGGUCAUGGUAGAGAGAUUCUGGCUUUCAAUGGAGCGGAUAACUGGUGGAACUCAAGUUGUUAAAGUUGGCAAACUGACUACUUACAAUGGGGUGCCAGUGGUUAUGGUGCUCGUGGGUGUUCUUCUAACUGGUUAAAGGGACACUAUAGUCACCAGAACAACUACAGCUUAUUGAAUUUGUUCUGGUGAGUAGAAUCAUUACCAUCAGACUUUUUGCUGUAAACACUGUCUUUUCAGAGAGAAUGCAGUGUUUACAUUACAGCCUAGUGAUAAUUUCACUGGCCACUCCUCAGAUGGCUGUUAGAGAUCCUUCCUGGGUCAUGGCUGCCUAAAAUGCAUCCAAACAUUCAGUGUCUCCUCCCUCUGCAAGCAGACACUGAACGUUCCUCAUAGAGAUUAAUUGAUUCAAUUCAUCUCUAUGAGGAGAUGCUGAUUGGCCAGGGUUGUUUGAAUCAUGCUGGCUCUGCCCCGAUCUGCCUUUUUGUCAGUCUCAGCCAAUCCUAUGGGGAAGCAUUGUGAUUGAAUCAGGCUACGAUGUCAGCAAACUGCAUGUUUUUUUGUUUUUUGUGUAAGGCAAACCGCAUUCAGAGUUACAGCUUCAGGCUUGAAUAGAGUAAGACUUUGCUAUAUUUAUGGAGGCAAGAGGGGCACAGGGGGGCUAGAUGGUUUUACACUGUGUUCCUGACCCUAUAGUGAUCCUUUAAGGGUGACAGAUUGCUUUAACAUUUAGCUCUGAAUAUUUCUUAAAGAUGCUGACUGCGUUGGAAUUUCAUUGAAAUUCCAAUUCGAUCCAAAGAUACCCUAAAAUAAAGCGGGGACUACAAUCUCUUGUGAUAAAGCCUGAGGCGGACAAAGCCUAACAAAAGACGGAGCCCUGCUGUCCACUUUAGUCCAAUCCCAGCAGCCGUUGCAAGUGAUGACUGUGUGAUUCGGGCAUCAGGUUACUAAUUGCAAAACAAACUAUGGAACCUCCCGCAGGUUCCUCUAUUGCCCUUUAUGUUCACAGCUCCAGGCAGAUGAUGUGCCGGGGGCUGAAGUCUGACUUCAGGAAGAAAAUGGCGGCAGCCGUGAGGGUUAGUAUCAGGUAAGUGUACCUGCCUUCUACUGCACCACAAGACCCCAGGGCCUUUGCAACUAUGACAGAUCUGCUUUAAUGCAUUCUAGUGCUGCAUUUUUCUUUAUCAGUGGAGUGUUUGACAGUUCUUCGAUUUCUGUUUCAUGUAAAAAAAACAAUUCGUAACAUCCUUGUUUCGCAUUGUCUCGGGAUACUAAAGCUAUGUGAUAACACGUGCAGCUGUAUUUUCAUAGCAAGAAUAAUUUUUAGAGAGAAGCAGGAUUUCUAAAAUAUAUAAUCGCCAUCUCUAUAUGUAACCAGCUAACCAGUGUGGAAUGAGUGUCACUUUAAUUCUCAGUGCCUUAUUUCUACUUCCAACGCCGCGCUUCGGUAUAGUAUUGAAACUAAGAAGGCCUGUAGAAAAACAAUUCCUGAACGCUCUGGUUUGCAGGUUCACUAUUCUCGCUUCCUGUGUGCAUGAAGCGUCUGCAGAAAGCUCACAGGAGGAAAUGCUCUGACGUGUGUCGUGUUCACAUUUACUAAGAAGUGACGUGAUCUUAAAGGGUCCUGUUGCCGCGUUCCAGAAACCCGGUUUGUUUCUGGAAACCAUUAUUCAUGCCGUAACGUCUCAGGUGCUGAGAAUGUUUUUACCUCUUGCAUUUGGCAGAGUUCUUCUGUUGCUGGGAGAUGGGCAAGUUACAAAGAAUUCGUUCCCACUUUUUCCCUUUUGUGUCUGUAAAGGAUAAAAGAUUAAUUGAAUAGAGGUUUUGCUAUGAAAGAUGGGAAGAGUGACAUGAUCCAAAGCAAAGCAAACAGAACCUAGUCUUCUACCUGCAGGGACUACAUUAGCAAACAAACAAUCAAAUGACACUUGAGAAACUCUGGCUACCAAUGGACAUUAUUUUUAUUUUACUUUGGGGCUAAAAGUGCAUUUUCUUUCAGAUGUGUUUUCCUUAGGUGACUUUAGCUCCCUCCCCAGCACUUUUGUUUUGUGUUCCAGUAUCUAUUUUGGAAUAAUAAAACUUUGAAUUCAGACAGGAAAGAGAACAUUGCUUAUUUAUGCUGAAUGUAUGAGAUUGUGGGGUGGGAGCCAAGGUGCAAAUUACAUUUUUGCAUCUUCUUUUUCUAAAAACCUCUAAUGUAACAAUCAUAUUUUCUUCAUGCAAAUAUUCUUUACACAGCGUUACUUGUCUCUGUCUUGUCUUUGUAGGUUUUGAAACUUGCGCUGCUUAGAGCAGGGGCAGGCAACCUUCAGCAGUUCAAACUGCAUAUCAUAUAAUGUUCUCACAGCCACAAUUCUGGUAAAGCAUCGGGGAGAAUGUAGUCCACAGGAUCUGGACUGCCGAAGGUUGCCUAGCCCUGGCUUAGAGUAUGGAAAGUAUAGAUAAAUAUAUCUAUAUCGUAUUAUUCAGAAUAUGACACACCCAUGUAUUUUAACUAGAGUUGAAAUAUAUGGACAUGUAUUAUAUUGAUAAAAUACAAUCUCUUUAUUUCCCCUUUCUUCUCCUUUCCAUGAGAUUCCCCUUUAUAGUGAGCACAGUUGCUCUGAUGUGAGGAUGGGUUUUAAUAUCUGCAUGCUGUAGCUUGGGAGUGCAGGGAGUAGUCGUCGUUCUGGGUCGUGCCUGGGAGUGUUUGGCUGUCAGUGGGAGAGCUGCUUAUUGCCAGCUGUUGUAGUUAGACAGGCUGUCUUGGUACCUCCCUAGAAUACGUGCACCUGGUAUAACCUGCUGAGUCUGUCUCCAGUUGAUGCUACGUGCCAGAUUCCCAUCACACCCCCUGGGAGAGACCUGCAAAUGGACUGAAAGGUGACCUGAUACGCCUCUAACAGCAUAAUCACUUCUAAUACAUUUAUCUAGUCUUAAGGUUCACUAUCACCAUUCAUAUAGUAUGGCUAUUUUUGUAGGGGUUUUUUUUUCUUCCUUUUGUGCCUUAAAUAGAAAAACAUUUUUUUUUUCCCAAACAUUAUUUUGCAAAUAAAACAUGCAUGCUGAUGAAUACAUGACUACAAAGAUACUGCAAUGUUUUUUUUUGUUUUUGUUUUUUUAUGUAACACGCAAAGGAUGUUAGAGGUUAGAUUGCCAGUUGUGUGCUGAAGGCAGAGAUAUAAAAUAAGUAUGCAUAUAUUCACUAGGCCUGUCUACCUGAUGAAGAGCUUGGAACUACCCCAUACAUUAAACCACCAUAUAGCCAGUCAGAGUAUUAUACUGCAGCUGGUAAUAGGUUUAGAAUAAAAUAUUAGGGACAGACUUGUGACCCUGAAUAAAACCACUGCAGCACCUCUGUAUAAAACUUAAACUGGUAGGUCACUAUAAGACUAUAGCCUGUAACUAAUGGCACUGUAACGCCUAUAAAUAAACUAGCCCUGGCUAAAGGCACUUCAGCUCGCUCCCACCCCUGGUGUGUUAAGAGUCCCACAGAGGAAACAAGUCCUGCCUAGGCCGCUCCCCCAAUCCCAGGUCAUCUCAUGAGCUCUCAUCCAGUGCAGACUGAUCCGGCCCAUAUAUGAACCAGCAUUGGGUUGCCUAGGGUAAGCCUGCCCAAAUUCUCUCAUGUCGGCGCUUGACCUUCCUAGGUGUAGAGCAACAAUGUGAAGAUUAGUCUCCAGGGCUCAGGGCCUAGAUAAGUGGCUGUUGCAGCUAGAUUGCACUAUCAGGCAUAGGGCAGAGUGUGGCUGAAUGCCCCGCUCCAUCAGCUGUGGUAGUGUAGCCAAAACAGCAUUCUGCUUGAUCAGCAUUGCCCAGAAACUGUGGAUUUCAUUGUGUGCCGUCAUUGGCCAGAUAUGCUGCAGCCUAUGGAUCGUGGUCGUGUUUGGUUGGACCUCGUCGGCGGCAAUUUUGUGGACAAAAGCACAGGAGUUCUUAUUGCAGGGUAAGUAACUCUUCUCAGAUAGCAUUCCGGGGUAACCCCUGCCAGACAAAAAGGGGGACGGGUAGGGGCUAGCAAGACAAUUCAUCAUAGAGCCACACUGAGGCAAUUAGGAAGAAUGAUAGGUGGCGGCCGUCCACCUUAGCCCACUCUUGAGUAGGCCACAGGCUCUGUAGUCUCAUCCGCCCGGCAGGGCUUCACAUUGUCUACACUGGGACUCUGCAAUCACUGCAGAAGGUGCUUAGAGCAAUGUUGGCUUUUAGGCAUGACAAGGUUGACUUCUUCGUGCAUAAUAAACGACAAAGGCGAUGGCUUGUUUGCCAUGCUUCCAGGCAACAUUGUGAUCUGUCUCCGCCACGUUCUGUAUUAGAGACAUACUAUAUAUAGUGUUGUGAAUGUUUGUAUUCCCUUUAAAUGUGAGGAUUAUUAUCCCCGUGCCCAUUUUACUGCCGGGAGACCAGGACUAAUAGAAGCAGUGAGUGUGAUGGCUUGAGUUGCCCAUUUGUCACUUUAAAAUGUACAGGUCCUUGCUGCCUCACUUCAGUAAAUGCCAUUAAAGUGCUUAUUGGGGUGUGAAGUACCGCAAGCAUGAGCACAUGGCCACUAGGACGUUCCUUCCAUAGUGCCAUAUAUAGGUACAGCCCUGGGCAGGUUGAGUUAAUGUGCAUGCAUUGUUCUAGGACAGAAAUAAAGGUGUAAAUUAAAUUCAUUUAAAAAAAACAAACUAAAAUUAAUGUUUGUGUGUUGCGGCCUAAACUGUGUUAACAGAAGUGAAUCUAGAAAUGUUUGCUGUUUAAUCAUUGUCAGUGUGUGUCCUCGUUAGCGUUCAGCAGAUUAGUCAAAGCUCUCUGAAACUAGCAAUCCAUAGAUGUGUACGAUCAAUCACUUUAUGUAGCUUAGGGUACAUGUAACGGUUAUAAUGGCACGUAACAUGUAAUUCAUUCUCUGAUCCUCAGAAUAAAUGCGUUCGCUAUGUAAUUUUGUUUUAUGUAUAUCUCUGUAUCUCAAACAUAUUUUUUUUUUUUUUUUUUUUUAAACAUCCAUUUGGCCUUAAAGCAGGGUGACUGUACUUCCCCUUUAAAUGAGGAACUGGUACAAAAUGGAAACUGCCUGUCAACAAGUUUUCGCUGCAAGAGCGUCUGUGGUCCAUUUAGCGCAGAGGUGUCCAUAAGAUGGUGGUAUACUUCUAGUACAGAAUUUGGGCACUGCCACUUUACAGGGAGUUUAAAUUUCUAGCUUGCCAGCAUGUAAAAUGUUAAUGUUUGUGUACAUCUAGCUUGCGUUUGUAAAAUAUCUUGAUGGAAGCCAGGGAGAUCUUUGCGGAGAAGAGAUUACAAGUAAAGUGUCAGAAGCCUUGACUGGGAGAAUAGUUUAUCAGUCGAGAUGUUUUCCAUCAUGCUGCAUGCCUGUAAAUCGCUGCACAGAAUAAGUUGAGUCCUGGUUAAUAUCCUCCUGUGAAAAUCUAAUGGGAGCGUGCACGCUGCUUCCUUGCAUUGUUUGGAGAAUGAGAUUUCCUCACAGAAAGUUAGGCAGAUAGUCUGUGUUACGGAGACCAAAUAUCGGAAAGUACAGAUGUUUGAGCAGAAGAAUUCGUGGUGUUGCCAGUUAUCAGUUUAUAAUGCCUCGUUUGACAUUCGUCAGCUUUGAAGCAUCGGUCGACAAAAAUGGGGGCCCCACUGUUGUAGAAUUCCAGUGAUAUCUUACCAGGUGGAAAAUCAUUUUGUGGGCUCUGUUUUUGGCCACUCACUCUGUAGUAAUUUCACUUGGGGUCUGUAGUACUUGCAGUUGCUUUGAAUGGGUCAGAACCUAUUCAUUGGGGGUUGCACUGAUCAGCCUGCUCUAACCAAUCCUAAUCUGCCAAUAUGAUGGAAGGUGUUCAAAUUAAUUCAUCGGCCGUCCUGUGUGUCUGAGGUAUCUCCUCGUUGUAGGAUUGACUUCUGCUGAGCUGAAUCGGGAACAGAAUCCAAUGAUUCACUCUGUUAACAGGUUAUAGAGGAAUCUCCUGCAACGAGCCCUUCCUGUGUGCAUGAUUUGGGCCUGGAAGAAGGGCAUGUCACUCACAUGAGUCAGCUUGUUUGGAGGUUUAAAUCGUUUUUUUUUUGUUUUUGUUUUUUUUUGUGCUUGAGAACACAUUCAGGUCUGCUACAAUAGCUGUAGGAAACCAAUAGAUUGUAACAUGGCAUAGAAAAUACUGUGCACAAUGUUUUAAGUAAAUUACAGGUUAAAUAAAAAUGUGUCAGUGAAUGAAUAUGCGGAAGGAUUAAUGGGGAUAUACUUUGUCGCCUGGCACUGAGUAAGAAAGUACAGCAGGUAACAUGCUAUGGGAGAGCGAAACAAGUUGAGUUUAGCUGUGUCAGUAUAUGGAUGCAUAAGUGGUAAUAAACAUUUGCUUGGAACAUGACACUGAGUAAUUAUAAGGCAAGUUACGUGGCUAAUAUGCAAACUAUGUGCAAUCAUGCAAGAUAUAAAACUGUAGCUGGUUAGUGAUCUAAGAAUUGUGGAGCUUUUUAUUCUCGCUGAGGCUGUGAAAAUAGGAGGGAGACCCAGCCCUGUGGGUCUUAUGUAAUAAGAUAAUGCUCAUGUCCUAGUAGUUAACGGUAACGAUGACUUGGGUCUGCCAUGGGUGCUCUCUGUCAACUUACACUCAGUAACCCCUGAGUGUUCGGGGUGGAGGCCGGCUGAGUCAAUGUCUGCAUAUCCGGACAGCUCCGAGGCGGUGUAUAGGCAUAUGGUGACAACAGUGUAUCCUUUAAACAAUAAAAUUAAACCGUGCUAAGCAGUACUUUAAAGUAAUAAAAGCAGUAAUUUAAAGUAAUAACAUGCAAAUAGAACUGGUUGAGGUGUCAGUCCGUCCCUGCGAGGCGGCAGGGGUUCCCUCCGUGUACAGUUGGAGCCUAAAUCUGUUUUUAUAUUUGUCACAACUGCAUAUUUACAUAUUCCAUUCCAAAUCGGAUUCAGACAGGACAAUGAAACCGUGGAAAGAUCCCUCUGCAAGUGUUAAAUGGGUAGUCACAAUUCGCUCAUUAUUUUAACAUAUUUGACAAAAACCACUCGUUGUGUGCGUUGAAAAUAUGGAAAUCAACACUUUAUUACAGUGGUGGCAAUGGGUAACCCAGCACCCACCGCCAGUCUAGUUAGGGCGCUGACUGAUACUCAAAAAGGUUUAAUGAAAAACAAGGAUGUACUGCACCUAUAACGUUCAACAAUAUGUAGUUAUGGUUCUUAAUUCUGUUAUGUAUUCUGCAUUUAUUACUGUCCGUAUGAAUGCAGUGAAGCAGUUUUACACUUUUACACAGCCAAACUGGUAAACUUAUAGUAAGGGGGACAGAAGAAUUUGGGUCCUAAAAGAUGUUUUUUGACGGUGAUAGCCUCACUAUAGAAAAUAUAGCCUUCCUCCACCUGCAGACAAUGUGGUCUUUAACCCCUCGCUUAGUAAACCAUGUGUACCCCCAACGCGGAAUAAUUCCAGUAUGAUGCCCUGUAAUUUAAAUGGCCAAAUUGAGAUUAGCAUGUCAGGGCAUGUUGGAAAGAAUGUUAAAACAUGUUUGUCAUGGUGCGUUAGUGUGUUUAGCCCUGCCGUGGCAUACCUCUGUGAUUGCUUUAUGUGGCACAUCCUACAGUCCCUGGGAUCCAUGGAGCAGCUGGGCCUGCUUCAUGCGAUUUCCCACCUUCACGUAUUGCUACCAUUAUAGGCACAGUCUGCAUAUAACUGGUGAUGGUCCAGCUGCCGAUGUAGACUGACCACUCCUCUAGCUAAAACACUGUAGGAAGCACCAGUACAGAGUGUUGCAUGUGAUUUGGGUGUUAUAACUGUGCUGCAUGUAAUAUCUGGCUCCCAGAACCAUGAAUUUUUUUUAAAAUCCUCUAAUAUGUGUAACCAUUUUAACUUGUGCUGCUGUUACCAAGGACCAUCAUGUUCAAAACCAUCGAUGCUCUAUGUAUGGCAGUGCUAUUUGCUUUUUGGUAUUCUGACUAUCGGGGGGAAUAUUCCACUAGCGUUUGAUGUAGUGGGGGAAAUCGUUUGAGGACUAAUACUUUGUGGUUUCACUCUUUUAGACAAACACAUUUGAUGGGCCAACGCUGGGGCAUGCAUGACGGAUGUAUUCAUUAUAUUCUGGGAAUUAAAGAAAAAUUACAUUAAGAAAUUGCAAAUAGUAUAUAACUCUUACAGCUUCAAUGUGCAAUUCUAUUAUCACUCAUUACACUCAUACACUGCUUGUAUCUUGUACAAACUCUCUGAACGUGUUCUCUUUCUUCCUAGGGUGAAUCGGUAAAAUAUUUCUUGGAUAAUUUGGACAAGCUUGGGGAACUGGUGAGUGACAACUUGCUCUCCUAGUUUUGUAUGUUUCUGAUAUGAUUUCCACCUUUGUUUUCGUUCUUGCUGCUUAGUGACUGCAGGUAACUUGGCAGGCCAGAGUCCAUAUCAUCACCACAAACACUUCAUUGUUAUGGUAGUCAUAAAAGUUGGUUGUAGACGUGUUCAGCGCUGUAUUUAGGCAUCAAAAAAGCCCCGGCAGAUGCCUGUUCAGACUUUUGUCCUGGGGCGCCUAAGAGGUUGGUUGGCGGGCAGCGAGGGAGCACUCUCCCCUGAGCUCUUCCUGAUCAGCUCUAUUGCGCGGACCGCAGUGAUGCUGGAGCCGGUAUCUGACGGCAUCACUAAGAGGUGCGCAAGGGAGCUGAGCAGGAGGAUCAUAGCUUUCUCGCAGCCCGACCCUGCCUGCCAGCCCCACUGGACAACAGGAAAGAAUCAACUCCAGCACUCCCAAAGGGUAGGCAGGCUGGAUUGAUUGGACAUUAAAAAUUGUUAGUGUAUGUGUCAGUCUGUCACUGAGAUUGUCUGUCACAGAGUGUAUAUGCGUGUUGGGGUGUGUGUCUGUCAGCUAAUGUGUCUGACACUAAGUGUGUGUUUGUCAUUGAGGUGAGUAUGCAUGUGUGUAACUGUUAAUGAGUGAGUAUGUCUGUGUAUGUUUUAGUGAAAGUGUGUGUUGGUUAAACAGUGUGUGUGACAAUGUGUAUCUGUCAGUGAGUGUGUCGGUGCAUGCAUCAGUGAGGGCGUGUCUGUCAGGAAGAGAACUUUGGAAGGGGGUGCCUGAGUUUUGUCAUGCUAGGGCAGCACAAAACCAGAAUACACCACUGGACGUGUUCAUUCUGUUUAAAGUGUCUGGGUGCCGUAGUCCUUUUAACCCUUCCAUGUUAAAUAUUGCAGUUUAGGGGGGAGGGGGGGAGUAAAAACCUGGUAAUUUGACACAGAACCCCAUAGGAAAGUGACGUCACAGUAGACGGAGAGGUGAGCAGUGGGGAGGAAAACUUGGUGCUGAAAAAAGUAUAAUAGAUUUUGUACAGCGAAAAAAAUGUUGUUGGUCCUUCCUUGUGUUAGUGAAUCUGUCAACACACCACCCGAAAACCUGUGCUCUUUUUAAAGAACAGGAGAUUUCAUCUAUUUAUUCUGUUAGCAGAUUUGCUAGCAAACAUAUAGAUUGGGAGAAAACCAGGUUAUUCUCCCACCUGUCAAUCUCUUCUUCGGCAUAGACUCUAUGCUGUAGGAUUUAUUGACGGGGAGAGCAGAAGGGUCAAGUUACAGGCAGACGUUUUGCUCUCCACCGAGAGCUCCCACAGUUCAUGCAUUUUGAUUGCUAUGGUAAUUCCCUAGCUAUCGCUGCUAGCACCUGCUAAGAAAUUUAGGAACUGAGUGAUGUCAUUCAGAUGCUGACAAUGAAGUCGUCAGUGUCAUGACAGAAAAUCAUUGAGGGCCACGAGAUCAGCGCUGGGUGACCGAAGGUUGGUGUUACAGAAUUGUAACACCCACUUCUGUAUGAUGAUUGCGGAAGAUUAGGUGACCGUUCCCUUUGGGGGGGUUAUUAGUGUCCUAAGGAAAUCCAGUUUAGAAGACUUUUAAUACAGGAGCACACAGCAUGUGCAGUUUUCGUAUUACUAAGAUCACACAAAGAAACUUUCUGAUGACAGGGCCGCAAUAAAUUGUCUCCCCUCUUCUCAUGCGAGAUCGAGAAAUUCUAUAGAACGGCAGUAUUGCUGAGAAGGCUUCUGCUGGGAAAAGUGAUCACCCAGCGAGAACCCCCUCUCCCCUGUACUUGCAGAGUUUCGCUUUUGGUUUUGGGACUGCAGAGCUGUCUAGUCAUGUGAUGAACCCCACCCCCACAGUGCUGGAGCAGCCAAGACCAGCUGUCUUCUACACGGUCAGCCCAUAUCAAGUGCCUGUUUAUCCAGCCAGAUCCAUUAACUAUUUCACCACAAGGUGUUAGGCGAUUCCUAUUAUAUGGUGCUAUUCAUGGUAUUGUCAUUAUAGGGUUAAAAAAAACACACCAUCUAAAAUAAAUUCCCUAUUUUAAAAUGCCUAGCAUGUUUGUUUUUUUUUUUUGUUUUUUUAAUCUGUGGAAAAGCUUCCUUAGAUCAGGGUUGUGGGGUCCUUUGUAAAAAUGUGUGGCUGGAUCAUUUGCCUUUACUGGUUUUCUGCCUGUAGCGUCUCCCAAGAGAGACAACCAAUUUUUUGGGAGGUGUUGGUUCUUACCAUAUUUAAGGGCUUAUUCUCUAAACAGAUUUGUUUUAAAAAAUUGCACAUGGUGUCUUGAAUUUUGUAGUUAGGUUGACAAUGCAAUAUAUUAGAAUGACUUGACUUUCUUUGCUCCUUGUUUUUAAAGGACUAUCUGCCAAGUCAACAAGAUAUCCUGCUGGCCCGGAGACCUACAAAAGGAAUUCAUGAGUAUGACUUCGAGAUAAAAAAUGUGCCUUUCAAAAUGGUGGAUGUUGGUGGCCAGCGGUCAGAGCGAAAGCGUUGGUUUGAGUGUUUCGACAGCGUAACAUCCAUCCUCUUCCUGGUGUCCUCAAGCGAAUAUGAUCAAGUGCUGAUGGAAGACAGACAGACCAACCGCUUGACAGAGUCUCUAAACAUUUUUGAAACUAUAGUCAACAACCGUGUUUUCAGUAAUGUCUCAAUCAUCCUCUUUCUAAACAAGACUGACUUACUCGAGGAGAAAGUAAGAAUAGUGAGCAUAAAAGACUAUUUUCCAGAGUUCGAAGGGGAUCCCCACUGCCUCUCUGAUGUCCAAAAGUUCUUGGUAGAUUGUUUCCGUAAUAAGCGUCGGGACCAGCAGCAGAAGCCUCUCUACCACCACUUCACCACUGCCAUAAACACGGAGAACAUCCGUCUAGUGUUCCGUGACGUCAAAGAUACCAUCCUUCAUGACAACCUCAAGCAGCUAAUGCUACAGUGAUGGCGGGACUCCUGUUUUUAUUCAUUGAGAAUUUUUAUUCCCCCCCCCCCCCCCCCUUUUUUUUUUUUUUUUUUUUUUAUUGAUACACGUGAAGUUUAGAACAAGAGAAACAAGUUGGGUUUUAUUUUUAGUUUUCUUCCUUCUCCAUGGAUUCUCAAUCCCAACUUCUAUUAAACUUCUGGCUCCCCCCCCCCCUUCUGCAAAGCGGUGUCAAGUUUCCCGCAAGAUAGUGGCUCACGUAGAAUAUGUGAGCAAAGGACUGUGUGACCACAGCAAAAUGAACUGAGACAUCCACGGAUACAGUAUAUCUCCAGAGCAGAAAGUCUUAUUUUUAUUUUUUUGCAAUUCAGAAGGAGUCACGGGGUGAUUGUUUUUAUUUUGUUUAAAAUGUGGAUUUUAUUUCUGUAUUUUAAUAGGCAUUUGAAUUGUAAGUUUUUGUUUUUUUGUUUGUUUUUUGGAAAUCACUCCUUACAAUUUAACAAUUAUGCUACCAUAUAAAAGUGAAUUUCUUGAUUACAAGCCUUUAGGAAAUGUCUUCCCCUGCUACUUAUAACAGCACAAAUUGUUUAAUAUGUUCUGAAAGAAAAUUAUUUGCUAGAAUCUGGACCACAAAGAAGGCAGUCCAAUUACUGCAGUUUAUCACAGUUGGAGCAUCCUGUGAUGUUUUCUUUUAAACGUUAUAACUUUUUUUUCCCUUCCUUACUAACCUAACAUUGUUAGGAGUAAUAGUAUGAGUUUUCAUAUUUAAAUGCAUAAGUGGUCCACAUUUGCAGGGGGAAAUGCAAAAGUGCAGUUUAACAAUUAUUUUCAUUUUUCAUUUUAUUUUUUUUAAAUUAGCCAUGCACUUUGUCUUCUGUUUUGGUUUUGAUUUUCGUGGCACGCAGCCGAUACCUGUUGUUGGACAUUCUGAGAUGCCAUAUUGAAAAUCCGUGCAGAAAUACCUGGGAAUUAUUUUUAUAAGCACAUAUUAAAAACUAUAUAGUGCUACCUGUUUUAGGGCCCGUGUUCGUUUUUACCUUGUGUUAGACAGCUGAAAAUGCCUUACAUUCUGAACAGUGAGAUGCUUUUGUGAAUGUGCAAAAUCCUCUUCACAAUGCCUGCAUUUUGAUAUUAAAACAGGAAUUAUGGGAUGAUGCCGCACAUGUGUCACUGGACAGACACCGACUUCUGAUAAAUGCCUUCUUAUGUGUACAUCUAAUGAUUUUGCUAGCACAGUGUGUGCGCAUGUGUAUAUACCUUUUUUAUUUUUUUUUAAAACCUUUUUUUAUUUGCAGACCAUGUCAAACUAUUUCUGGGUGACCGGUUCAUUUUAAAUUAGUGUUUAAGAUUAUAGAAUGCCUUAACCAGGCUUAAAAGGAACGCAGUUUAAGGAGUCAUUUGUUUAGAAAUAGGUGCGAAACAUCUAUCUUGACACAGAGUGCACGUGCUUUUAGGACUCUAGGUAAAAGUAUUGUGAAUAUGUUGCGAGCACUCUGGUUAAUCCGCAUUGAUACAUAGUCAGGGGCAUUUAAUGUUUGCUCAGUGUACUCCCCGCAUCUCUCCUUGGUUGUUUUUAAAUCAUUUUUGAUAUUACGGAGGGGGCACAAAUUACACAAAGACUUGUGUUUCUAUAAACCAUAAAGGAACACUUCUAAUCAAACGUUUUGUUGAGUGUAUUGCUGGUUACUGUACAAAUUUCUCAAAUGACCGAAAUUCUUGCUGUUUACGACUUUUAGAUUGUGGAAGGCUGCAUCAUGUGCAUUGCAUUGUGGUCCCAUUCUGGGUUAAAAAAUAUAUUUUUUUUAAUGCACCUUCUACUAUUCCAAAAGUGUAACUUGCAUGGGGGCUGCCAUCUUAUGCCAUUUAUUUAACCGCUUUUUAAAGAAAGUCUGACUGGGCCGUUUGAGGAGGUGAGCUGAGAACAAAUAGAUCUUUGCCAUGCAAAUGAAGGCUUCUAAUGUUUCCACAGGCAAGAAUGGAUCUGAUGAACAUGGAUACGUGCAAAAUAUAGGCAAUUUCUAAAAGUACAUUUAAUGAGCCAGUGGCGACAGAAAUACUUUAAUGUCCCAUAAUCUGCCACACGAACAUGACGGGAUCGUGUAAGAAGUAAUCUGGGAAAUCAGUGGUGUCACUGGAGUUUGAUGGAAACGUAACAUUUAAAUGUUUUUGUUUUUGGAGAGAGGGAGGGAUGUUCGUUGUGUCAAUUUCAAAUAGUGCCAAAUUGUUCUCAAGACGUCUGCUGAUAUUCUUGAGAGAAAUGUGUUAAUUUUGGCAAAGCUAUGUUUUUCUUACCUUUGUUAUCCAACUGGGGACAUACACGCACAUCUUAUCCUUACACUGACAAGGACAUUCUAUCAGUCUAGUUGUUAUAGACUUCAAACCAGCUCCAUCUAGCACAGCGGUCACUGAUUAAACAGUGAGAUUAGUGUUGUGUCAGCAGAGACGUUCUUUGGGUUCAGUUGCUUCCAAAGCUUUGAGAACGCCAGAUUGUAAUGUAUCUGGCACCAGGGUCAUGAAUAUUCAUGAGGAAGGAACAUUGGCUUAUAGUAUUAGGGGUGUGAAGGAUAUCAACACUGGGAAGUCGGUGUCGAUGUGGGAAGUUAAACACUCUGAUUAUCUACCCUGAAUACCUUUUUGUGGAAGAUUUAUCAAACUGGCAUAGUCUAUAUUCAACGCGUGAGUGAAACGGGCAUUAGUUUAUUAGACAUGGACAUUGAGUAAGACAAUGCAGUGGUGCUUGUCUGCACUCAUGCGCAAUAUUUUGCUGGGUUGAUUCGUAGAGGUGCCUCCGUAUAUUCUUUACUAUAACAGGGUUAAAGGACCACUAUAGUGCCAGGAAAACAUACUCGUUUUCCUAGCACUAUAGUGCCAUGAGGGUGCCCCCGCCCGGCUCUGGAAAAGGGGUAAAACUUACCUUUUUCCAGCGCUGGGUGGGGAGCUCUCCGCCUCCGAUCCGCCCCGUUGGCUGAAUGCGCACUGCUAUGUUUAUAAAACAAUGGGUUAACCCUAGCUGGACCUGGCACCCAGACCACUUCAUUAAGCUGAAGUGGUCUGGGUGCCUAGAGUGGUCCUUUAACACAGAAUUGUUUGCCAUCAGGGCCUUUUCUGUGGGAUCUUCUUUGUCACUUGACGUACUCUGUAAAGCACUGUGCUCACUCAUUAACUUGAACUAGACACCUAUGUUAUUAAAAAUAAAAUACAAAUCAAUUCAAAGUACAAGGAGAUAAGCUGCAAAUACUUAUAUGCAUUAAAACACUUUACAUUAUCACAGCUAUGAAAUAUGAAUCAUCUUAGAGGUUUUAUCACAUCCUGUUUAAAUUACUGAAGUAUUGAGUUCAUGUAAUGUUAUGCUAGUUCCUGUUUGCGUUUAAUGGGGAACAGGCCAAACAGCGUAGAUACUACAACUUAUUAAGGAGCUGUCCUUGAAAUACUUGCUUUUUGUUAUUUUUAGAUAACCCGAGCUCGUGACCUACGUCUUCCCUCUUGAUCCGGAGAAGUUGUGCUUCUCUGUACAAUUUGGAGGUCCUUGUGUGGCCUGGGCCUGCAGUAACUGUGCAGCAUGGCCUCCUCUAUGUAUAUUGGGUAUUAUUCCCUGCCAUCUCUCAGCAUGUCUCCUGCAGGUUCCACAGAAUGACUUGCAGCUUUUCACAUUCUUCAGACCAAAGCAAAAUGCCAUUAAUGUUGAAUCCAGUGUUCCUUUUAACCAUGUCUAUGUCCCCUUUGAAAGUGGUUGGUUUGAGCAUUAAAAGAAAAAAAAAAGCACUGAGCAGAAAUUCUAAGUACAGACUGUAACAAGUGAUUUGGCUCCACACUGAAAUCCUUUAAGAAGUUCACGUAAUGCUUCAUGAACCUACUGGGAUGCCGUAAGAAAGGACCUCUCGUUUUAAUUUCGGUGUCAGCUGCUUAUUGAAUUUAGCAGUAGAUAUAGUUAAAAACCCUAGAUUAUAAGACACUGGUAUGUCUGUUCUCAAGGACUGCAAAAACCAGGUUAAUUAAAACCUAAAUCCACCCCGUGGUUACAUAUUAUUCAUUCACACAAUUAUGCAAAAUAAGCCAUUUGACCGUCAACUGUUUCGCCAGAAAUGGCGCAUUGCACCGAUACACAGUUCUGCCUUAUUUGUCAGCCGUCUUCCUAGAAGAAAAUAUUCUGUUUACCGUUUGUAGGCUUUUUUUCCCCAUUAAAUUGUGCCUUUAUUUUGGGGGUGAAAAAUAACCCUUCUCCAUCUCCAACUGAGAUUGCCUUAUGACAUUUUGUUUAAAAACGUUUGAACUCUGAAUUUUCAAGCAGGGUUUGAAAGUGCUGCCCAGCAGUGUAGAUAAUUAUCAGGCUCCCAGCAUCGAAUCAGUUAGUCAUUGCUGGAAUUCACCAUAAUUUGUCAUUUUGCACUGGAAAUAUAUUCAUUUGACAUACUGCUGGACAGCACUGUCAGAUCCUGCCCAACACAACGCGACCACUCUGUACACGAAUCUUCACAUUGCUAUGUAGAUUAUGUAGUUGACUUUCUAAGCACAACAGCCAUUUUGAUGCAAGUAAUGACAUCGUCAACCUGUGCCUUCCAAAUUGUUUCACUGUCUUACUCGUUAAGCAACAAAUGCUCACUUUUUCUAAAUCUUUAUUUCAUACCGUUUUCACAGAAAUAUCCCUUACCUUGUAAAUAUUUCAAUGUUGCUAAGAUACCUAUUUUCUAGAAAUCUUGAACUGAAUAUUGUUAUUUACUCAAAUAAAAAGUGAUGCUUUUCUCAUCGUUAACUACUCCCAACACAAAUUAGGGGAUUUGCAUGUUCAUCCAGGUCAGAAAUAUUUAACCAAAAGCAUGAUUUGUAAUAAUCGCAAAUAAAGUCGACAUUUUGAAAUUUUAAGACAACAAAAUGUUUAACGCUCUCUUGCUGUUUGCUAAAUAAGUUUUGGGAGAACCAAUUAGUUUGCAGCACGCACCACUUCCUGUUUUGAUGUUGGCAAAAAAAACUGCUUCCCCUCAUUAUUACACCUGUGUUUAUGUAUGGGUAAAAUCGAAUCCAUUACCAAAUUCCUCCUGGGUACUUUCUGUGCAGUGGUACACUCCAUUUUUUUGCCAAAUAAGGGCUAUCGUGCCAGAUUUUCCCCUUUGAAUGAACACCUACCAUAUAACGGCUGGGCACGCAUAACAAACUGCCGUGCACAUUCAGAAAUACAGAUUUUUACCUCUGUUAAACUUCACUUGUAAAAAAAACUUUUUUUUUUUUUGUAUCAUACCCAAGCGUUCACAAGCAAAGUAAGCCUUUUGUUUUGAAAUAUAUAUAUUUUGUAACAACUUACCAUAGAAAUAUCUAACAGAUCCUAUUUUGUAUACGCUUUGUAUAAAAUGUCAGGUUUAGAAUUUUUAUAAACCUUUAACUUUUAUAACUCUUUAAAGAUUAAGCUGCCAAACACAUCAUGUUGUACAUUUAAUUGUGUUCGUUUAGCGCAAUAUAGGGAAUAAGUUAUUUCUUGAGAAGGAUCUUAACAGAAUAAAGCAGGUCAUUUGGAUUUAGUUCGCAUGUUUAUUCUCCUGUUACUAAUAAAGUGACGCUUUUAUAACCCUGCUGUACAUUAUGUACAUAUGUGUUUUGCUUUUCAAGUAAAUGUGCGUUGUAAAAUUAAAAAAAAAAAAUUAUUGACCUUAAAUAAACACAUUUAAAGUCUU
Pelobates cultripes (western spadefoot toad) is the source of this 30826-nucleotide messenger RNA. NCBI's taxonomy places the organism in Eukaryota, Metazoa, Chordata, Amphibia, Anura, Pelobatidae. The record is from the annotation of a GenBank genome assembly.